AUGGGCGCCCGCGGAGCCCGGCGCGUCGCCGGCUGCCUGCUGCUCUGCUGGGCGCUGGCCGCCGCCCGCGCCGCCCCGCGGAGGAGACCCUCGUUCGCCGGCCACGUCGCGGAGAACCGUCCGGCGGGCACGCGUGUGCGCGGGCUGAGCGUCCCCCUGACGCGGCUGGGGCGCGAGCCCUGGUGCGCCAAGGUGCAGGGGCGCCGCUGGCACCUGCAGCUGCUGGGCGAGGGCCGCUCGCACUUCCAGGUGUCGCUGCACGCCCGCACGGCCCGCGUGUGGCUGCGCACCACCCGCCCGCUGGACCGCGAGGCGCGGGCGCUCUACUCCUUCCGCCUGGGCCUCUGCUGCAAGCGCUGCCCGCCCCGCGGCGCCGCGGCCGCCGAGCUGGCCGCCCUCACCGUCCGCGUGCUGGACGACAACGACAACGCGCCGCGCUUCGUGGGGGGGCCGCGCCCCGGCGUCACGCAGCUCCGCGUGGAGGAGACGCUGGCGCUCAAGUCCCAGGUGUGGCAGGCGCGCGCCGAGGACGCGGACGCGGGCGCCAACGCGGAGCUGCGCUACUUCGCCCUCCCGCGCAGCGCGCACUUCUUCGUCGUGCCGCGCAGCGGGCGCGUGGUGCUCGUGCGCUCCCUGCUCCACCUGCGCGCGCCCAUCCCGCUGCGCCUCUACGCGCGGGACCGCGGGCGGCCGGCGCUCCUCAGCGAACCCCUGCAGCUGGAAGUGCUGCCGCAGGCCAAGCGGCUGCCGCCGCCGCCACGCGCCGCCGCCCGCCGCCGCCGCCGCCGCCGGGCCGUGCUGCCGCCCGCCGCGCCCCUGGCGCUCUCCCUGCCCGAGAACGCCCGCCCGGGCAGCCGCCUGGCCACGCUGGCCCCGGCGCGCUUCGCCUCCGCCUGGUUCGAGCUGGUGUCGCCGCCCGUCGAGGAGUCGCCGGUGCGCGUGGAGCGGGAGAGCGGCGAGGUGACGCUGGCCGCGGCCCUGGACAGGGAGGCGGCGGCCGCCUGGGAGCUCGUCGUCCGCGUCCGGGAGCGCCGAGGAAAGGAUUGGUACUCGGUGCACUUAUUACUUACUGUGACAGACGUGAACGACAAUGCACCCGAAUGGGCCAUGGAGCCCUUCCCGUUCUUGGCUGUGGUUUCCCCUGAAGCUGCGGGAGGUACUGAAGUAUACAAGCUGCUUGCUGUGGAUGCAGAUGAGGGGAUCCAUGGAGCUGUAGAAUAUUUUCUCUUGGAAGGUGGUGAAGGCAGAUUUGAAGUUGAGAAGGACACUGGCUGGAUUAAAACGACAGGUUUGCCAUUGGUGAGGGACAACGAGUAUUUACUGACUGUACUAGCAGCAGAUAAACUUGGAAGCAGAGGGUCUCCAGCCUCUGUUUCUGUAAUUGCUGGAUUUCGACCACCACAGUUCACCAACAUAUCAUACUUUGUUAAUGUUCCUGAAAGUAUGCCACAAGGAAAAUCCUUUCUUACAGUCACUGCUGUAUCAUACCAAAAGAAAUCCCUGAGCUACAGUUUCCUGACUAAUCCUGGUGGUCUGUUCAGUAUUGAUUGGGCAGCAGGAGAUAUCAGUUUAACUCGGAGUGUGGAUUAUGAGAGUGACCAACACCAGUAUCUUCUUUUGGUCAGAGCAGAGGAAAAUGAAGAACAGCUCAGUAGUGCAGCUGAGGUUUUGGUUGUAAUCACAGAUGUGAAUGAUUGUGCCCCCGAAUUCCAUCAGUCAAUUUACAGCAAAGUUGGUGUUCCUGAAACGGUUACUAUGACAACUGCACUUCUACAAGUGACAGCCACUGACUGCGAUUCAAAAGAGAAUGCCGAAUUACUAUAUCACACUUUGAGUCAAGACUUCAGUAUUACUUCUCAUGGUACUAUUUUUCCAGCAACACGGUUGGACUAUGAGCGACCUAACCAUCUUUAUGAGUUCAUAAUUAUGGCUGUAGAUAAAGGGGAAGAGCCGAAGACUGGGACAGCAACUGUAAGGAUCCAUGUUUCAAAUGUGAAUGAUGAAGCACCUGAAUUUUCCCAGACAAUCUACAGGAGUUUUGUUUCUGAAGAUGCAGGCCCAAACACACUGAUUGCUACAGUUAAUGCUGUUGACCCUGAUGGAGAUGCUGUGACAUAUGAUAUUGUGUCUGGGAAUCAAAAAGGAAACUUCGUUAUUGACCCUAAGAAAGGGCUAGUUAGACUUCGUUCAAGUCCGUUUCCUAAGCUGCAGGGGACAGAAUAUGUACUUUAUGUCACAGCUACUGAUGAUAAUGCCUCUCGAGGGCCCCAUUCUCUUACAAGUACUGCCCAGGUUGUCGUGAAAAUUGAUGACGUCAACAAUGACAAACCUGUCUUUCAGAAGUGUCAGUAUUAUCGGGAACAUGCUUCUGUAUUGGAAAACCAGCCUUCAGGGACAGUUGUACUGCAGGUUGAGGCCACUGAUGCUGAUGAAGGAGCCAAUGGUAUAGUGAAAUAUGGCUUGAUGCACAGAGGUGGUGUCCUACCAGCAUUCAGUAUUCAUCCUGACACAGGAAUUCUGACAACUGUUCAGGUAUUUGAUCGAGAAAAACAGAGGGAAUAUCCUGUCACUGUGACAGCAACAGAUCAGGCAGCAGAACCGCUCAUUGGAAUAUGUCAGAUAAAUAUUAUCAUCCUGGACCAAAAUGACAAUGAUCCCAGAUUUGAAAACACCCACUAUGAAUAUUUCCUAAGAGAGGACACAAGAGUUGGGACCAGCUUUCUUCGUAUUGCAGCCCAUGAUGAUGACUACAGCUCAAAUGCUGCCAUUACAUAUUCUAUAGCAAAUGAAGAACCAAAUUAUUUACAAAUUAAUCCUACUACAGGCUGGGUGUUUGUGAACCAACCCAUAUCUCGGAGGUCAUCUAUAAUUCGAGAGGUUAUUGCUACAGAUGGAGGUAAUAGGAGCAGUAAAGUUGAACUUGCGGUAACUAUUACCAGUGCAAAAAAUCAGCCUCCACAGUGGGAAAGAGACAGCUAUGAAGUUGUUAUUCCAGAGAAUACUACACGAGAUGCAUCAAUUUUGACAAUCAAAGCAACUUCUCCCCUUGGUGAUCCCCGUGUGACUUACAACCUGGAAGAGGGACUUGUUCCGGAGACCAACAUGCCAGUUCGUUUCUACCUGACUCCAAACAGACAUGAUGGUUCUGCUUCAAUCCUGGUAGCUGAGCCACUAGAUUAUGAAACAACAAAGAGCUUUCUGCUGAGGGUUCGAGCACAGAACGUUGCUGCAGUUCCUCUGGCAGCAUUCGCUAUGGUCUAUAUUAAUGUAACAGAUGUCAAUGACAAUGUCCCAUUCUUCACUUCAUCUAUUUAUGAAGCCUCAGUAACAGAGGGAGCUGGUGUUGGGACAUUUGUUGUUCAGGUGUCUGCCACUGACCUUGACCUUGGUCAGAAUGGUGAGAUAACUUACUCCCUGUUACAUGACAGUGGCAGAGACUACACAUAUUUUCGCUUGGACUCACAGACAGGCUCGAUAUACAGUGCCUCAGUGUUUGAUAGAGAGAAGAAGCAGUCCUAUCUUCUAGAAGUCAAGUCAGUAGAUGGCUCUGAAUCGGCUCGACCUGGAAAACAUGGGAAGCCAAACUCUGACACGGCCUACGUGCGUGUUUUUAUCAGCGAUGUGAAUGAUAACAAGCCUGUCUUCACUCAGAGUGUCUAUGAAGUAAAUGUGGAUGAAGACCAGGAUGUGGGCUCAACUGUCAUUACAGUCAGUGCUAAUGAUGAAGAUGAAGGAACAAAUGCUAAAUUACGGUAUCAGAUCACAGCUGGAAACACAGGAGGAGUACUUGAUGUAGAACCAGAAACAGGAGCCAUUUUUAUUGCCCAACCACUGGAUUAUGAAGAAACAAAAAUGUAUGAGAUUCACUUGUUGGCCUCUGACGGGAAAUGGGAAGAUUAUGCAGUUAUCAUCAUCAAUGUCAUUAAUAAAAAUGAUGAGACUCCAGUUUUCUCUAUCAAUGAAUACUAUGGAAGUAUAAUUGAGGAACUGGAUGGGUUACCAGUCUUUGUACUUCAGGUUAUGGCAAAUGAUCCUGAUAGUAAUGUGGAUGAAGGAGAUUUGAGAUACUCAUUGCACGGGCAUGGUGCAGCUGAUAUUUUCACAAUAGAUGAGAAAACGGGCAGCAUUUACUCACACAAGAUGCUGGAUCGGGAAGAGAGCGCAUUGUGGAGAUUUGUUGUAUUGGCUACUGAUGAAGGUGGAGAAGGACUUACGGGAUUUGCUGAUGUAAUUAUUAAUGUGUGGGAUAUAAAUGACAAUGCACCCAUGUUCACAUGCAUGCCUCAUGAUUGCAAUGGGAGUGUCUUUGAAAAUUCUCCUGCAGACACGUUAGUCAUGGAAAUGGGUGCAGUUGAUCGUGAUGAUCCAAAUGUAGGUCUUAAUGCUGUCCUGACUUACAGGAUAACAGAGAAUGUAAAAAAUGAGUUUGGUACUGACAUGUUUAAUAUCAAUCCCAAUACUGGUACAAUCCAUGUAGCGGGGGGAACGCUAGACAGAGAAAGGACUGACAAUUAUUUUCUUACUGUUGAAGCAAGAGAUGGGGGAGGACUAACAGGAACUGGCACUGCCACUAUCUGGAUUGCAGACAUCAAUGAUCAUGUACCUGAAUUCACAAAAAAGAAGUGGCAGGCAACAAUUCCUGAGAACAGUGCCAUCAACUCAGAAGUUCUGCAAGUGUGCGCUACAGAUGCGGAUGUUGGGGACAAUGCUGACUUAAUAUUCAGUAUCAUCGGGGGAGACCCAGAUCAGAAGUUUUCUAUUGAGAAUGACAAAGAAUGGCAAUGUGCCACUAUUCGACUGAAAAAAAAAUUGGAUUUUGAGAAUGCACGUGAAAAGCAGUUUAAUCUUACUAUUACAGUGGAAGAUUUUGAUUUUUCUAGUAUUGCAGUGUGCCUCAUUGAAGUUGAAGACUCUAACGACCACAGCCCAGUUUUCCUUUCUCAGUUUAUUCAGACAGGCCAUUUCUUUGAAAACACGCCUGUAGGUACUACGGUAACCACAGUGAGAGCUGCAGACAAGGAUUCUGGUUUGAAUGGGAACAUUAUAUAUUCUAUAAAGUCAGAUUCGGAUCCUAUGAGACAGUUUGUGGUUGACCAACAUGGCCACGUGAUUGUGGCAAAUACACUAGAUCGUGAAGUCAUUCAAAAAUACAGUUUAAUUGUACAAGCUUCAGAUCGAGGGACACCUGCCCGCACUGGAAGCAUUACAGUUUUGCUUAACUUGCUUGAUGUUAAUGACAAUGGACCAAGGUUUGAGGCACCGUACAUGCCUGUAGUUUGGGAAAAUCUAUUGAGGCCUGAAAUAGUGUAUAUGAACCACACAUCAAAACUGCUUCAUGCAUUUGAUCCGGACAGUGAGGAAAAUGGGCCACCCUUUACAUUUUCUUUGCCACCAGAUUAUGAGACUUCUCUGGACUUUUCUCUUACUGACAACAGAAAUAACACAGCAACUGUAACUGCUUUGAAGUCCUUUGACAGAGAAAAGCAGAAGGUGUUUCAUCUGCCAAUAGUUAUAACAGAUAGUGGGAUUCCAGCUAUGAGCUCUACAAACACCCUAACUAUAACAAUUGGUGAUGAAAAUGACAACUGCCAUGAGUCUGGCCAUAAGGAAGUCUAUGUGUACAGUUACAAAGGAAAAUGGUCAACGACAGUGCUUGGGGAAGUGUUUGCACCAGAUCAAGAUGACUGGGACAAUAAAACAUUUCUUUCUGAAGGAAAACUGCUCAAGUCUUUCAGAUUAAAUCAGAGGACUGGUUCUUUGAUGAUGGUGGAUAACACUCCUCAAGGAAUAUACAACUUAAAAGUUAGAGUUUCUGAUGGAGUUUGUCCUGAUGUUAUAUCUACAGUACAAAUCCACGUCAAAGAGCUGGAAGAUGAAGCCAUACAAAACUCAGCCACUGUGCGUCUAUCAGGUGUCACAGCAGAGGAGUUCAUAAGGAGAGAUGAACAUGGCAAAAGGAGACAUGACAAGUUCAAGGAAUUACUAGCAAAAAUGCUAUCUGCUAAGCUUAGUGAUAUCAUUGUCUUCAGUGUGAUGAACAUUGAUGGAAGACAGACAGAUGUACGAUUUGCAGUCCGUGAUGGCUCGGCAUUUUACAGACCUGAGAAACUGCAUGCUGAGAUGGCAGCAUUUAAAAACGAGAUCCAGCCAGCUUUACAGUUGAACAUUUCACAGAUUGAUGUAGACGAAUGUAGGAGUGCAAAUUGUAGUGAGGGUAACAGUUGUACAAACUACCUCACCGUGAGUGACAUCCCAACUGUGACGGAUACUGGAAGCGUGUCGUUUGUCUCAGUAACAGCCACCAUCAAUGCGGUCUGCGCCUGCUCAGCUAGGGACCGAGUUCAUCAGUCUUGUUCUUCCUACCCUCGAAGCCCUUGUCUCAAUGGUGGGAUGUGUAUUGACACUUUGAAUGGUUACAGAUGUCUUUGUCCUGCUUCGUUUCAUGGACCAGACUGCCAGCAGACUAAGCACAGUUUCCAUGGAAAUGGUUAUGCAUGGUUUCGUCCCAUCAGGCCUUGUUUUGAAAGCUCACUCUCUCUAGAGUUUAUUACUGUGGUUCCAGAUGGACUUUUACUAUAUAGUGGCCCUUUAUCAAAUCCAGAACCUGGGAGUACAGAAAACUUCAUUGCAAUAGAACUCUCCAGUGGUAUUCCUGUGCUGAAGAUGAGCCAUGGCUCAGGUCUUGUGAUGCUGCAGUUUCCAAGUCACCUGAAUGUAGCAGACAAAAAAUGGCAUCAACUGGAAGUCAGAACCAAUGGUCAGGAUGUUCGAUUCACUUUGGAUCACUGCAGUGCAGCUGUUAUUUCAGAGGUAGAAGGAGUAGGCAAAUGGCUGUCCGCUGAAGAUCGUACAAAUUGUGAAGUCUUUGGGUCUGUUCCACGAAGAGCAAGGUAUUUGAAUGUGAACCAUGUUCUACAGCUGGGUGGUGUGAAAGAAUCAUUACCAUAUUCCUACCCACAAUUGCAACACAAACACUUUUCUGGUUGUUUACGCAAUUUCAUCUUGGAUACUCAGGUAUAUGACCUUCAGUCUCCUGCAGAGUCCCUGAAUAGCUUCCCUGGCUGCACACUUACGGAUGGGAGCUGUGAGACCGUGGGGUCUUCUUCCUGUGGUAUUCAUGGGAGAUGUCUUGGAGACUGGGGCUCAUUUGCUUGUCAUUGUUUACCGGGUUACUAUGGCUAUCGAUGUGAUAAAGUUGCCAAGGAAUAUACCUUUGAGCCAGGAAGUCACAUUCGCUAUCAGCUUCCCAUCAGUGUGCCUGCCCGUAGGACGCUGUUUGAAGCCAUGAUUAGGACACGGCAGCCUGACAGUGUCAUCACGAGCAUGUUGUCUCGAAAUAAGGACGAACACAUCACCCUACAGGUUGUUCAGGGAUUCUUAGUGGUGUCAUAUAACCUGGGUGAUGGAGACUAUUCUGUAAGCCUUCCCUCCUACCACAUUGAUAAUGGUGAAUGGCAUCAUAUCACACUGGAGAGAAAUGAAAAUGAAUUUACUCUUCGCCUUUAUGAAGGAGGUGGGAAGAGAGAAAUUCUGAAAGCAGCAGGAAUAUACAAAGAGAUUGUGAUUGACCCCAGCAGCUUGGUCCUUGGAAACACCUACCCAUUCAAUCAAAACAAGAGUUUUCAAGGAUGUAUGAAGGAUGUCAGAUUUAAUAACUACAGAAUCCCUCUGGACACUCACGUGAAGGAGCUGGUGUCAGUAUUAAGUGCCCAAGGCGUCAAAGAAGGCUGUUCUUCAGAAGCUUGUAGGAAUAACCCUUGCAACCAGGAAUUUAUUUGUAUUGAUUUGUGGAUGAUGCAUGAAUGCAGUUGCCCUCCGGGACACAUGAUCAUGGAGAAUGCCACUGGUAGACAGUGUGUCUACACUGCAUGUGCUAAAAGGCCCUGUAACUAUGGUACCUGCAUCUCGCAGUCGCCAACCAAGUUCCAAUGUCACUGCCCUGAUGGCUAUACUGGACGUAACUGUGAAAUCACACUGGCGAUCUUUCACAAGGAUACAGGCCUGAGCUUUAGUUCCAUGUUUGCCAUCUGCAUUUGCUUUUUGGCGCUGUUAGCUCUGUUCAGUGCUGUAUUCUGGUGGGCUCGCUGGAAGAGUCGCAAAGGUCUGAGCGGAGGAGUUGACCACCUAUCUGCGCAUCAUGAGGAUUUGGAGGACAUCAGAGAAAAUAUCCUCAACUACAAUGAAGAAGGGGGUGGGGAACAAGACGAAGAUGCAUACAACAUGGCAGAACUGCAGGUGUCUAUUCAAACCAGCCCAGCCUGUUCCCUCUACAAGAAGAAAGAAAAACCAACAAAACCAAUCAUUUUUCUCCGUGACGCGUCCCCAGGCACGCAGGAGCAGACCAAGCCACCAGCGAGUACAGAAGCCUCUUUGGCCAGCGCAGACUUUGGUCAGUACUUGUCAGAUGUUGUCAGAGAUGCCGACCGUCAUCCCCAGGCCGUGCCCCAAGACUCAGCGCAGGUGUUCUGCACCGAAGGAGAGGGCUCGGUUGCUAGCAGUCUCAGUACCCUCAGCUCCUCUGGACCGGAUGAGGGUAUAGUGUAUGAUGACAUUAAAGAGUGGGGACCAAAGUUUGAGAAACUAAGUGAACUGUACUCACAUAUAGAUGCAGAAGACCUGUAGAUUACCAAGUGUACUGUUUUCAGAGUUUUGGAAGCAAGGGUGAAGGACAGUUUUUCAUGCUCCUGCUAUGUACUACCCCCACCCCUCCCUUUUUUUCCCUGUUACGAGAGGUGGUCACGUUCCUGCUAAUGAGCCACACUUUGCAUCUAUUUGAUAAAUUUAGUAGUAGGAGCUAAGCUUGGGACAUUCUGGACAUUUACGUUUGGAGAUACAAACUUACUGGGAAGAACAAAGGGAGAAUUUGGGGUACUUAGUCAUUCACAUACAGUGUUUAAGAAAUAGAUUUUUUUGUCACUAAGGUCAUGAAGGACUCUUUGAGAGAUCCUAUGUACAUAAGCUAAGAUGGUGCUCAAAGCAGGAAGGCGGCAUGCUGUGUGUACUGUUUUCAGUAGGAGCUUUAGCAGUUAUUUGAAGAAAAAAAGCACAUUGUCUUUUUCUGGUGGAAAUAAAGUCCACGUUGUAUUACAGCCAUCUUGUUUCCCUGACUGAGCCUCAGUUACAGCACCUGCUCACUGAACAUAGUGCAGAUGAGAGUCCAUGGAUCCAGGUAAAGGAAUGGAGCAGCACGGAUGGUGAUCCAUAAGUUAUAACUUAAUGAAAUCCCUUUAUGCUGUCAUAUGAAUGCAGAAACUGAAUUUAGGUACAACACAUCAAGUCAGCGGCUUGCAACUAAAUACUUUUCUUAAUUAAAAGGCCAGGUUUUCUAAGAUACUAGCCUCAAAGGUCACUAGUUAGGAAUUUCAGUAGCAAACACCACAGUUCACCAUAAUCUCUCAUUCCUAAUGGGCUACUAAACUGAGCCUAAACUAAGGACCGGCCUGAACCACGUCAUUUGCAUCUACAAUCCUGUCCCUCACGUUUUGCUAAACCUCCUUUCAUAGAAGCAUUGCAAGAAUUAGGUUUGAGAGGCUGGAGAUUGACUGUUCUAAUAGAAGCACUGACCAACUACAAUUGUAGCCAGGUAAUGCCUUGCCAGGAAGAGCUGACUGGGGAUAUAGAUGCAUUUUCAGUGAAGAAGAAACCCUGCAUCCCUUGGAGGUUGUCAAAAUGCCCCGUGUCUUUAGGAUGUCAGAAGACUGAAAGUCUUUCCUGUAUCCAAAAAAGGAACUUCACCCAGCACUGGGACUUGUAAAACUAAAAGCCUGUGAUAAACAAAACCUGCCAAAAGUCUAAGAAUUCAAAGAUGGUAAUUUUCCAAAAACCAUGAAUGACAGCACAUAAUAAUACAGGCCUCCCUCAGAGACAUUUUAGUAGAAAAUCGGGAUCAACUGGGGACAGAGAAACAUGGGGGAAAAACUAACAGCGGUUGCAGGGGGCGGAAUAUUAUGCUCUAAAUUAUCGGUCCCUUUUCAGAUGAUUUAAUGUCCAGCUAGUAUGCUGGAUUUUUUUUUUUAAAACCUAACAAAAUUCGGAAGAGAGAAGGCUCCAUAAAAUUAAUUUUAUUUAUUUUUUUUAAAUUGAGACCACUUGUAUAUAUAAAUGGAGUAAAGUGUGGCAAGAACACAAUCUUAUUUUGUGGUGUUUCUUUAGAAUAUGUAAAUUAUAUAUUAUCAGCUGAUAAUAUGAAUAUAUCAUGGAUUCUAAGACACUUUCUUUCAUUAAAACAAAGCAUAAAACAAUGUAUUGUAAAACAUUAAAACUGCUGUGCUUACAGUUGCAUCAGUAGUUUGUGUUGGGAGGUCUGGCUUUCAUUUUUCUACAUAAAUUAAAAAACAAGCAAAUAGGUCAAUGCAGUCUGCAGGCUAGAUUAAUUUGCACGUUUCCCAAGUGAGAAAUGUUCACACGGUAUCUUGUUCUUGCAUGCAUUUGUGACACACUUUGGAAAAUCUUGAGCAGACAAUUAACCGAUGGUUACACACUGCAGAUGAUGUGGCAUUUUCAUCUGGAAAAGCUAACUGCCAUUUUUACCCAUACCUAAUAGUUUUGCUUCACAGACGGUACCUAGGCUAUCAUUUUGUGAUUUUACUGAUACGUUUACCUGUGAGGAAACAUAGGCUAAAAUAUCUUGCACUGUUCACAAGUCGGGUAUGUCAGCUUCUUCAUUUCAUAAUCAUAGCAGUCACAACCAGGAUAUGGAAAAUGAAGUAAAUAUAUAUUAUGCACAAAAAUCUGUUCCUUCCCCAAACAGCAGUAAUUUUGUCUGCAUACCUUGUGUUCUUUCCAUAACUAUGGCUAUGCUGUCAUUUUGGCUGGUUUUAAUUUAAUUUAGCUUGUAAGCUCCUUGGGGCAAGGACUGCCUUUAUUUGCCUGUGA
Messenger RNA from Gymnogyps californianus (California condor), 10875 nucleotides. Its product is annotated as neural-cadherin-like. Gene Ontology annotation, biological process: homophilic cell-cell adhesion. The record is from RefSeq and is a predicted model, not a curated record. Gene Ontology annotation, molecular function: calcium ion binding; cadherin binding. The coding region runs from base 1 to 8622 and encodes 2873 amino acids. The transcript has 33 exons. Lineage: Eukaryota; Metazoa; Chordata; Aves; Accipitriformes; Cathartidae. Gene Ontology annotation, cellular component: catenin complex; plasma membrane.